CAAAGAAGUGUUGAGAACAGAACAAGAGGCCCGGAGCAGGGAAACAACACAUUCGCUUUCCAGAAAAGCUGGAAACAACAUGGAAGAAUUCACUGGCGGAGAUGUUUACAAGAAAGAAUUCAACCCUCAAGCCUAUCUGGAAUAUUUCAAGUUUGGAAGCCACACUUUGGGAGAUGAGUCCGUCACCUAUUACCUGGAAUGCCUUUGCAAGACCUUCGCUUCAGGUUCCGUGAAAGGAGAAACCUUGAUCGAUGUAGGCAGUGGCCCCACCAUCUACCAACUCAUGUCGGCCUGCGAGUCCUUUGAGACCAUAAUUGCCUCUGACUACCUUGACCAAAACCUCCGGGAGAUAGAAAAAUGGUGGAAGAACGAACCCGGAGCUUUUGACUGGAGCCCUGUGGGGAUUUAUGUAUGUGAGUUGGAGGGGAAAAGAACGAAGUGGCCCGAGAAGGAGGCCAAGCUCCGAAGAACCAUCCAGCAGGUCCUGAAGUGCGACGUCAACCAACAGAACCCAAUGGCCCCCCUCCGCUUGCCCUUGGUGGACUGUGUCCUCUCCACCGAAUGCCUGGAGGCCGCCUGCAAAGACCAGGCCAGCUACAGGGCCGCUCUGAGCAACAUCAGCUCCUUGCUGAAACCUGGGGGCCAUUUGGUUCUUUCUGGAGUUUUGGAGACCACCUUCUACAUGGUGGGCUCACGGAAGUUCUCCAGCUUGUUUCUAACAGAGGAUUUCCUGAAGGAAGCCCUUCCGGCAAGUGGUUUCACCAUUGUCCAGUUCCAAAAGAAAUCCAGAGAUGAUAAAGUGAUGCUGGAUUUGUGUGAUCUUACUGAAUUUUACUUCAUCGUAGCCCAGAAAGGGAAGGAGGCCUAACACCAUCAAAAAGUUUGGGAGACCCAUGGAUAUCCUCAGAGUAGACUGUGUUUCUUAUUCGAAUUUUAAUUCAAUGUAGUCUGCCAUUAAUUCAUAAUGUAUCCCAUAGAACAACCUAUGUUGUCUAGGUACAACACAGUGUUGAUGGGAAAGGGAAAUACAAUAAAGUCUUCCAGGAAUAACAAUAAAAAUGGCCUAAAUUCCAUUA
Molecule: messenger RNA, 1076 nt
Organism: Anolis carolinensis (green anole)
Lineage: Eukaryota; Metazoa; Chordata; Lepidosauria; Squamata; Anolidae
Product: nicotinamide N-methyltransferase-like
Exons: 3
Coding region: 80-868 (262 amino acids)
Cellular component (GO): cytosol
Molecular function (GO): N-methyltransferase activity
Source: RefSeq, a predicted model, not a curated record